Molecule: messenger RNA, 2133 nt
Organism: Candoia aspera
Lineage: Eukaryota; Metazoa; Chordata; Lepidosauria; Squamata; Candoiidae
Gene: MOCS3
Product: molybdenum cofactor synthesis 3
Exons: 1
Coding region: 5-1342 (445 amino acids)
Biological process (GO): tRNA wobble position uridine thiolation; protein urmylation
Cellular component (GO): cytoplasm; cytosol
Molecular function (GO): thiosulfate-cyanide sulfurtransferase activity; URM1 activating enzyme activity; adenylyltransferase activity
Source: RefSeq, a predicted model, not a curated record
AGUGAUGGAGGCUCCGGAGGCGACUUGGCUUCCCCCUGAGGAGGAUUUGGCGGAGGACGGAGGCGGCGACGACGCGCCCGCGGCGGCCGAGAUGGCGCCGGAUCGUCCCCCGCUCCGGGCGGGACUCAGCCGGCUGGACAUCCAGCGCUACUCGCGGCAGUUGGUGCUGCCGGAGCUGGGCGUGCGCGGGCAGCUGCGGCUUUCCUCGUGCGCGGUGCUGGUCGUGGGCUGCGGAGGGCUGGGAUGCCCGCUGGCCCAGUACCUGGCCGCUGCGGGCGUGGGCCGCCUGGGGCUGGUGGACCACGACGUGGUGGAGCUGAGUAACCUGCACAGGCAGGUGUUGCACCGGGAGAGCCGCCUGGGCCACUCCAAAGCGCACUCGGCGGCUGCCUCGCUGGAAGAGCUGAAUUCCGCCGGGCGGUACGUGCCUUACAAUCUGGCGCUUAGCCCCGCCAUCGCCCUGGAGCUGGUCCAGGCUUACGACAUCGUCGCCGACUGCUCCGACAACGUGCCCACCCGCUAUCUGGUCAACGACGCCUGCGUACUGGCUGGCAAGCCCUUGGUGUCCGCCAGCGCCUUGCGCUUGGAGGGACAGCUGGUGGUGUACAACUUCCAGGGGGGGCCCUGCUACCGCUGCCUCUUCCCUAAGCCCCCUCCCCCUGAGACGGUCACCAGCUGUGCCGACGGUGGGGUCUUGGGGGUUGUGCCAGGCAUCCUCGGCUCCCUGCAGGCCCUGGAGGUGCUCAAGAUCGCUUCGGGGAUGGGAUCCUCCUUCAGUCAGUCGAUGCUGCUCUUCGAUGCCCUUGAAGGACGGUUUCACCACAUCAAGCUAAGGCCCAGGGAUCCCAAGUGUGCUGUGUGUGGGGACCGGCCCUCCCUGAUGACCCUGCAGGAUUAUGAAACUUUCUGCGGGUCUUCAGCAACUGAUAAGUGUCAGAGGUUGCACUUAUUGUCUAGCAAAGAGAGGAUAUCGGUAGAAGAAUACAGAAAGAUUCUAGACAACCAGAUUGCUCAUGUAUUGGUUGAUGUCCGUCCACUAGUCGAAGUGGAGAUCUGUUGCUUGCCAAAAUCCCUCCAUGUGCCUUUAAAUAAACUAGAAAGAAAAGAUGAAGAAUGUUUGAAGUCUUUGUACCAGAAGAUACAGGAAGAGAAGCAGAGGACUGAUGACAGUGUGGCUUUUCCAGUUUAUGUUGUCUGUAAAUUAGGAAACGACUCUCAAAAAGCUGUGAGAAUAUUACAGGAACUGCCUUAUGAUGAGCUAGGCUUAAUUUCAAUUAAGGAUAUCAAAGGAGGACUCAUGGCAUGGGCUGACAAAAUUGACCAUGAGUUUCCUCAGUAUUAAUGUUUUCUAAUAGCUAUAAUUUUUUGUUUUAAAGAAAAUUCAUUGAUUUCCUUGGUUGUUUAGAAAGGAAUUCACUGCUAUAACAAGGUAACAUGUUUGUAUCUUCAUUUGUAUAAGUCUCCCUUUAAACAUUUAGUUCUUUAAAUCAGGGUUUUCCAAAGUGUUCCACAGAACCCUAGGGUUCCAUGAGAACUUGAGAGACUAAGAGGAAAGAGAAAAGGUUGAUUUGAAUACAGCCAGGGGCAUCUGUUGUGGAAAGGGCAGGAUUUGUUCUGCAAAAAUGCAUCACAGCCACUAUUUUGCUGAAUUAAACAUGUUUUAUGGCCUGAAAAAGUUUGGAAACUCCUGCUUCAAACAACAAGUUAUCCAAAGCAACUUACAUAUAUGGGGUGGGAGAGAAAAUUACCCCACCCCCAUGUAAAAGGGAUAGAACAGGGAGGAAAAAGGAGGCAGAUGGAAGAGGAAAAAAGUUGUUCACCAGUUCUUCAGGUUCUUAGAUAAUGACCUGAUGAAUCAGGCUGCAACUAGGGUCUGUGUCACCUGGGGCAAACAUGGAUUCCGCACCCAUUUUGGCACCCCCCAAAGCUCUUUUUGGUGCCCCCCCAGCGUGGCGCCCAGGCACAUGCCCCACUUGCCCCCCCCGCAGUUGUGGCCCUGGGAUGAAUGCAAUACAUAGAAAAGAGAAGGCUGAUGGAAUGACCCUGUUUCACAUUUCAUUUUCCCCCUGUAGCUUGACCAGUAAUUAUACUUAACUUGUGCUACAAUAAAAUCAUACAAAGGAUAUGUCGGUA